ACUCCUGUAAAAACAACAACAGCACGGUAGGGGGGCUGAUUCACUCAGAGGCAAACAUAACACAUUAGAACAACGGAAUUAGCUUAAUUUAAGUAUUACAGUGAACUUGUUUUAUCCUGUCAGUCUGCUGGAGGCUCAGACAGUUGACGCUACCUGUCGAAGCUAACGUUAUAACGUCAUUUCCCUUCAUCCAGUGUUAACGGUUAAACUUGAGAGGUGUAGCUUAGCUAAGUGUUGAACCUCAGCUCACAUAGCCGUGGACUGGUAAAAUAUAUGUUCAUAUAGUGUGCAGUUAUUGAUUCUCUGUCUGACCAGCAGUGACCAGGGUUAAUUUACGGAGGUGGACGUGACGCUAAAUUUAAAGUAACAGACAGCCGGAGGGGGUUGCCCUCAGUACAGCUCUAAGCUAGCAGGCUAACACGCGGCCAAGGAAAGCUUUGCGAAUUUGUUCAUCCAGUCUUCGUCUGACCGCAAAAUCCCGUGAGACUGAGCCCCCCGUCGGUGUAAGAGAGCUCUGCUCACCGUCCCAUGCCCUCUGCGUGGAUGGGAUAUAGCUAGCCGGUGGAGCGAAGAGGCAGCCAGCCAGCAGUCCCGUUCAACAUGGAGGAUGAAGAGGUUGCAGAGAGCUGGGAGGAGGCAGCGGACAGCGGGGAAAUCGAGAGAAGACUUGAAGCGAAGCUUAAAAUAAAUCAGGAAGCAAAGAAGGCCAGUUUGAAAUCUGGUGGUUCACCUGUGCGAACAGCUAUUGUAAUCCAGGAUGACUCCCUGCCUGCAGCGCCCCCACCACAAAUUCGAAUUUUAAAGCGUCCUACCAAUAAUGGUACCACAGGAAACCCUGCAUCCCUGUCUCGUCCCUCUCAGCAGAUGAAGUCUUUGGCCCAGCGUGAGGCAGAGUAUGCAGAAGCCCGAAGAAGGAUCUUGGGUAGUGCUUCUUCAGAAGAAACGCCUCAGGACAAUCCAUCCCAGGACAGGACAGUUCGUAUGAGUACGCAGCAACCGUUAGAACCAGUUCGUCCAAACAAUCACGUGAUCCGCCAGCCCACUGGCCCAGAUGGCACCUCAGGCUUCCGACUCUGCAGAUAAACAGGAGCUGCCUGCUGCAAGGAAAUGGCUGCCUCGCUGAGGGCGCAUGAAAGGUGGCAGUUAAAGGGGUUAUUUGUAGUAUGAAGAGCAGAGUGGUGGGAUGACAGACAUUAGAAAAUUUGACAGACAUUAGAAAUAUGAAGCUGUAGCAUGGAUUUAGAUGAACUUCUCCACCCUCUCUCUACUCUGCUUACUGGUGUGGUCUUUGCCUCUUGCCUUGUCUUUUCCCUCAGUGGAACCUUGCAAGGGGCUGGCAGAGAUCAGCCAAAGAUCUGAAACCCCUUCUGUUCCACACCGUGGACAGGCGUUUGCCUCACAUCCCUACACACUGUGAUACUCUGACGUACCAUGAGGUGCCCUAUGAUUUUAAGUCUGAUUGGCCAGCCGAGUGCCAGGGCAUCAGGUGUCUGUCUCCUCACGGAGAAAAAGAAGAGCUUGUGAAUCUGUGGGAAUUCCCCAGAGACAUGCAAGCAAACGAGCUGGCCUUUCCACCGAUGGAGCGUGGAUCAUGGCUGGGUGUCCACCGGGAGGCUGGCCUUUGUUUGUUGGGUUCAGUGGAAAUACAGUGCUGGACAGUGCUGGGAAUUUCUUGUACAACAGAUUUAUGGGAGGUGAUAAAAGUUGUACUGAUUGAGCCUUCUGAGUUAAAGUGCACUGUGCCCAAUAAUGUGUUUCAAUACUGUAGCUGACAGUGAUGGCAGUGGCCCAGACCAGAACUCUCUACAGUCCACAGACCUCUGUUUGGCUCUGGUGGCUGCAAGAGAAAUGCCCGGUGGGCACACAGCCUGUGGCCAAAGAUGACAUGGUAGAUGCGAAGGACAUUGUCACUAAAUCUAAGCUUUUUUGAGCAAUAAUAAAGAAAUGACUCCCUGGAUUUUUUAAAAAACAUAUUGCUGUGUUUUGUUUUACAAAUUUUUACGUUGUUUCUUUUUCUCAAUCAUAGUAUGUUUAAGUCAGGAGAUCGGUAGUGUGUAAAAGACUAGAUUCCGUAGCCUGCAUCGGAACUUUUAUUGGUAGUGUCAUAUAGAAUUUUAUUGAAUUUGCAAACAUCGUGAAUUGAAAGCCUAAAGUUAUCGUGCAUAAAUUUCCCUGUGUGUGAUGCCUUGCUGUUUCUAAUCAGAAUACCUACGUUGGAACUUCUCUUACAGCCAGCUGCACUGCAUCUGUUUGGAAAAGCUAAUUUUGGUGUGUUUUUGCACCAGUUGCAGUAUGUUGACCAAUUGUGUGUGAUUAAAAUGAUGAUUUGGAAGUUAUUUAGAAGUAACUUUCAUGUCCAGCACGGUGGAGGAUAUAAUCAGUUGUUUCAUGUUGGCAAAUAUUCUUCUAGGGUCGGGGAAAUUUGUGAUGAAAAUUAUAUAAAAAUUAUAUAAAAAAAUACUGGAAAAGCUUUUAAUCAGUGGCCUCUAGAACGAAGCCACACUUCACUGCCUGGUUUUGAUGAAUGUCUUCUUCUGGAUUUUUUUCAGUAUUGUCUCAUUGUCUCCCACCAAUUGAAAACAGGAGUUUGCAAAUAAUAAAAUCAGUAAUAUAAUCAAAUACCAGAUUUAACAGUAUUGAUCAUUGGUAUCGCAACAAAUGAAACAGCAGAAGGGUUUGAACCUUUUGACACUUUUAUGCCUUAAAUCAUAAAUGAUCCCUGGUUACUGACAUUCUCUUUCCACUUGGCAGUGCUGUUUAAUCUUAGUGCUUUUUGCGUGCUUCUUAUAGGUUUAUUAUUUGUAAAUGCUACAUAAUUGAGGCACAGUUUAUGGCUGCACUCAGCAAGAACUAAGGCUAAUAAAAAAAAACACACUCAGUGAGGGUGCCUUUAUGCUUUUCUUACUGAAUUGCUCCAUGACUGUGCUUUAACUAUAAAUAUGUUUUCAGUUGUCAGUAAUAUUUACAGUAAGUCGAAGAACUGAAACCACAAUUAUCAGUAAAAUGCAGUAAACCUAUCAAAUAGAUAAAAGUGCUGCAUUUAUGCUACCUAUUUCAACCCCUGUAGCUGCUUAAAAUUAUAUAUUAAAGGUCAUCUCUGUAUUUUUGUUUUAUGAGAUAAUAUCUGCUGUUAGGAGUGACAUGCAAAUUUGUCAACUAGAUUUGGACCUGCACUGCUAAGAAUACAUGCCCAUAAUGCACCGUUCCCAGGGAUCUGGUUCACUUAUCGAAACACAAUAGAUUUGUAAUCAGUUAUGAUUGAUAACUGAUAAAGCAAAUGCCCAUCUUGUACCUGUGUGAUAUACCCAUGAUGCUUUGUUGCAGUCUUUCACAGCCGCCUGUCUAGUUUGAGGCUCAUUUUAAUGUCACUGUUGUUUUGAGACUUGAAAAACACAACUGAAAUUUGAAUACCCUUUAAUAAAUGCACUUAAAGAAGAUACAA
Messenger RNA from Amphiprion ocellaris (clown anemonefish), 3442 nucleotides. RefSeq names its product SUZ domain-containing protein 1-like. The coding region runs from base 601 to 1083 and encodes 160 amino acids. NCBI's taxonomy places the organism in Eukaryota, Metazoa, Chordata, Actinopteri, Pomacentridae. The record is from RefSeq and is a predicted model, not a curated record. The transcript is spliced from 4 exons.